Phragmites australis (common reed) is the source of this 4204-nucleotide messenger RNA. RefSeq lists its product as uncharacterized. The transcript is spliced from 11 exons. The coding region runs from base 159 to 3437 and encodes 1092 amino acids. Gene Ontology annotation, molecular function: protein binding. The record is from RefSeq and is a predicted model, not a curated record. Lineage: Eukaryota; Viridiplantae; Streptophyta; Magnoliopsida; Poales; Poaceae.
CGAUCAGAUCAAUUCCUCUCUCUCUCUCUCUCUCUCUCUCUCUCUCUCCACGGCCCACCUGCCAGGUCCGCCGGAGAACGAGGCUCACGUACCCGGCGCACCGCCGCCGGGAAGCCGCCUCUGCCUCUUGCCUCACCCCGCCGCCGCCGCCGCCAACGAUGGACCCCGCGCCCGAUCCGCUCUCCAUCUCCGCCUCCGCCCCAUUCCCCACCAUCCCGACCACGAGCCCCAGGACCCGCGCCGCGAGGCCGCGGCGCCACGCCGCUCCAUUCCGAUCAGACCACCCCGCUGCCGCCGCCGCCGCCUCCGCCUCCGCCUCCGCAGGCCGUCGCUCCGGGGGCGAUCUCUCGCGCCGGCCCGCGGCCUUCGGCUUCGCCCUGGAGGAGGGUUCGCCGUCGGUGGGCUCCUGGGGCGCCUCUCGCGACGCCAACUUUGUGUUCGGGAGUGGCGUGGCCGGGGCGGCGGAGAUGAGGAAGAGCUUCUCGUCCGGGUCCGGUGGUGAGGCUUCGUUGUCUGGCCUUUCGCCAACAGUCGAGGACCUUGUGUUGGAUGGUUCCGGGAGGCAAAUCGAUACUGAUGUUUCCGGAGGAGACGAUCCGGUUCCGGCCAUGAACGCCAGUGGCAGCUUCGGUGGCCGUGGAAGCAAUUCCAGUUUGCAUGAGGGUUUUUGUCCGGAACCUCUCGACGAUCAGACUGAGCAGCUCGAUAAAGGGUAUGGAGUCCCAUCUCAAUGCGAGGGUAUGGGGACAAGCUCAUUAGCCACACAAGCAGUUAAUUCAUCACCAUGCUCCGUCGAGAAUGUUUCCAUUGAAUUUCCAGAGAGCGGGGACAGCUCGCCUGUUGGAAAUUCUUUGGAUGAUAGUUUAGCAAAUGAUGGAAGUAAACUUUGCGCAAAUGGUGGUGAUGGUCAACAAAAUUUCUUUGUUUUUGGUGAACAUGCUCAGAAACGGGAGUUCACCACCAAUGCAACGGAUGCUAAUACAACGGAUGCCAAUAUCAGUAUGGUAGUUUCAGCUGAUAAUGAGAGUGUAGCAUACAGCUCUGAACAACUUAAUGUUUGGGGUGCUAAAGGUAGCACAUGCACCAAGUUCAUUUUGCAGGAUGCGACACAUGCGUGGUGUUCAAGUAACAAGGGUCCUCCACACUCAGAACCUCGUGAAAUUUCUGACGCAGUGAAAGCAUCAGAUGCUGUACCUUCUAACUUUGGAUCUGAAGAUGGCAGUGCAAAUGUUUCUUUAAUAAAGUUGCCUUAUGUUAUUGAAGCAGCGGUUGCUUCAGAACUUGCUGAAUGCGGGCCAUUUGAUGAGAAAUGUUUUACUGUUCAUGACCACAAUGAAGCAUCUAGGAACAAGGGAGGGGUUAAGGGUAUGAGCACAAAUCGAAAAACUGUUAGACCAAAGAAAUUCUCCACAGUCCGUCAGGUUUCUUCCUUGGAACCAGUCUCAAGAGGUGAUCAUUGUUCUGGAGAAGUGGCUCUGGAAAAAGAAUUGAAUUUGAAAGAAGCCGGUAGCUUCACAUUAGAGUCCUCAGGUAUCAACUGUGCUAAAGAGCAAUCUGAUUCUAACAACUCAGCUUCACAAACAACAGAAAGCAGCCUUGAUGGAACAGAAUUUACUUCUCCAGUAAACAUGGAACAUUCUGGUGAAUCUGAUUUCAUAUUUGCCGCAUCAACUUUUGAUCAAAGUACAUUGCAUUCACAAAGACGACAUAACAAGAAAAAUGGUCAAGGAAUGGGUAGUCAUGCUAACUCUAUUCUAAGCCUUCCAACAUCUGCCGUUGGUCUUGCACAGUCAGAAGUUUCAACAAGCCAGCAAUGCACAAAUUUAUCUGCUCAGUGGACUAAAUACAGCAAAGUGGAACCUAAAAUGGCAACAGUUAGUGGAGGAGCAACAUGUACAAAAAUAGAAAACUUUGGACACCAGGAAGAUUGUGAAACAUGGCGUCUAAGGGGAAACCAAGCAUAUGUAGAAGGACAGUUGACUAAGGCUGAGGAAUGCUAUACCCAUGGAAUUGAUUCGUUUUCUCCAAAUGAAGCUUCUAGAAAAGCAUUAAUGCUGUGCUAUAGCAAUCGUGCAGCUACUCGGAUGUCUCUGGGUAAGAUGAGAGAGGCCCUAUCUGAUUGUCGAGAAGCUACUGACAUUGAUUCCAGCUUUCUCAAGGCACAAGUCAGAGCUGCCAACUGCCUACUUGCCCUGGGGGAUGUUGAAGAAGCACAAAAGGGUUUUGAAAUGUGUUUGAAAUCUAAUCAUGCGUCGAGCUUUGACCAUAGAAUUGCAGAAGAGGCUUCUGAUGGUCUACAAAAAGCUCAGAAAGUGUCUGGUUUUAUUCUUCAGUCCAAGGAGUAUCUCACAAAGAAGGCAUUUGACAAGAUACCCAGCACCUUGGAAAUGAUCUCUGAUGCUUUGUCCAUAAGUAUUUAUUCAGAUAACUUGAUGGUGAUGAAAGCAGAAGCACUGUUACUGUUGCGGCGAUAUGAAGAAGUAAUUCGCUUUUGUGAAGAAACUCUUUAUCAAGCAGAAAGAAAUAGUGUUUGUUUGUGUCCUGACAAGCAUUCAAAAAGCAAAUACUUGGACAACGGUAGUUGCUCUGUGAAAUUGUGGCGUUAUCAUCUUAUUGCCAAGUCAUAUUUCUUCCUAGGAAAGCUUGAAGAGGCUCAUCAGUUCUUAAAGAAGUAUGGGCAAAAAACACUCAUGGAAUGGAGGUGUGGGAAGCAUUCUCAGCAAUCAAUUUCGACAUUCUCCGUGGCAAUCUCUGAACUACUGCAGCUUAAAGCUGCUGGGAAUGAAGCAUUUCAAGCUGGUAAAUAUUCAGAGGCUGUGGAACAUUAUACCACUGCUUUGCUGAGCAAUACCGAGUCACUACGUUUCUCAGCAAUCUGCUUUUGUAACCGUGCAGCGACAUACCAAGCAAUGGGUCAAAUUUUAGAUGCAAUAGCAGAUUGUUCACUAGCUAUAGCCCUUGACACGGAUUAUUCUAAGGCUAUUUCCAGAAGGUCUAGUUUGUAUGAACUUAUAAGGGACUAUGGUCAGGCAGCAAAUGAUCUCCGUAGGUUAAUUUCUCUUCUUGAGAAACAACUGCAAGAAAAUAUAUCCAUGCCAUCAGAAAAGACAGAGAGUAUUCGUAGCAAUCUGAAUCGAGCCAAUCUUAGGUUUUCUUCUGUGGAGCGGGAUGCCAGAAAAGGGGCCUCCUUAAACAUGUAUUUGAUAUUAGGAAUCGAACCUUCUUGCUCUGUUGUGGAUAUAAAGAAGGCGUACCGCAAAGCAGCACUAAAGCAUCAUCCAGACAAGGCUGGUAAAUUUCUUGUCAGAAGUGAAAAUAUCAGUGAUGCAUUAUGGAGAGAAAUCACUAAUGAAAUCCACAGAGAUGCUGAUUAUUUAUUCAAAUUAAUUGGGAAGGCGUAUGAUAUGCUUUCAGACCCUACAAUGAAAAGGAAAUGAUGGAACCUGAGAUGUGCGAGAAAGUACAAACAGUGCACAUGUAACAGAAGUAGCCAGAGCAAUGAAAAAUGAUGACAGGACCUCUUAGAGUGUUAAUCAGAGGUGGUACAGCAAAGAAGUGUACUGGAGAGGUCCUACGCCAAUUUUUGUGUGCACACAUGGUGCUACUGGCCUUCUUCAUGGGUACAUGAGCACCAUUACCAUGGGAAGCAGUGGAUCUUGGUGUUCACGUCUAAUUAUCGAUGUCAGAGUUUCAGUGUUUUUGGAGAUUCAACUUUUGUGUGCAGAGUUCAGAUUACAUGGGUACCAGUAACCCCACAAAAUGCAACUUUUUGUUUGUAAAGGUGAUGUUCAAAUAUCUGAUGUGCAGUCUUGGAGCAGUUCGAAAUGGAAUUAGGCAGAGUGGAAUACUGUGAAUACAGGUAUACCUUUUUGUACCCCGUCAUUUACAGAGUGUAGCAGAAGCAUGUUUUUUUCCCCUGAAAAUACAGACGCAAAGGUUGCUGAUAUGUUGUCUGUACAUCGUAAUUUGUGUAGGGAGAGGGGGCAGGAUUGGUUUCCCCCUUUUUUGGUAUCAAUGCAGUUUUCUUUGUAUCUUCUGUGUAAUACUGAACCAACGAGAGUGAGCGAUUCUUUUCUUGUAAGUAACAAAUAAGUUGGUAUGAAUUAAUAGUGUGAUUUUGUGUUGCGAACUAGUUGGUUUGAUGUGCCAUUCUUCAAAAGUCGUAUGCUUUGGUUCCUAAAGGCUGUGCAAAAUGAAAGGAACU